Phlebotomus argentipes is the source of this 1500-nucleotide messenger RNA. RefSeq lists its product as uncharacterized. The transcript is spliced from 5 exons. Lineage: Eukaryota; Metazoa; Arthropoda; Insecta; Diptera; Psychodidae. Gene Ontology annotation, biological process: regulation of tube size, open tracheal system; septate junction assembly. The record is from RefSeq and is a predicted model, not a curated record. Gene Ontology annotation, cellular component: septate junction; membrane. Bases 170 to 880 code for a protein of 236 amino acids.
CAAAAUUCGGAGCUCAUAUCAGGGCGUGCCAAGAAGUCCAACGCACCGUAAGUUUUUCCCUUUAAAAAUUCAUCCAGCCACCCGUGUUUUGUGUAUCAAUUGAUUCUGUGACUAAUUGGUGACUGAUUUCACGUGGAAUUUCCGCCGCAGUCCUGGAAGAUCAGUCACAAUGCGCAAAACUGAUUAUAUCGAUUCCGUCAACAGCUUAAAUAUGAAGCGACGCACGUUGGCGGGAAGUUGUGGUGUGGGUGUUUUUGUCGUUGGCCUUGUGGCGGUCGUGAUCGCCUUCUCGACGCCCAGCUGGAUUGUCAGUGACUACAGGAUCACGGGCGCGAAGUUGGAUCGCCUGGGAUUGUGGGUGCACUGCUUCAGAUCCCUCCCGGACGUCAAUGAUGACUACCAGAGGAGAUUCUUCGUGGGCUGCCGCUGGGUCUACGAUCCCUUUACCACGGGCUACGACGAGAUCCGCGGAUUCCUCCUGCCAGCCUUCAUGAUCAUCACACAGUUCUUCUUCACACUCUGCAUGAUUGGCGUCCUUGUGGGACUAGUCUUGGUGCUGCUCUUCUUCUUGUGCGCCGGACCAGAUCAGCGACGCUUCGUCUUGCUGAUAAAGAUUAUCAGCUGGUUGCUUCUGGGAACUGGCAUUUGUGGCUGCAUCGCCGUCAUCACGUUUGCCUGCUUCGGGAACAGGGACAGGUGGAUGCCAGAGCAUGCAAAUAACUUCUUUGGAUGGUCAUUUGGCUUAGCUGUAGCUGGAUCAGUCACAGUCCUGAUUGCCGCAUCCCUCUUCUUCACAGAGGCCACAAUUCAGGCAAAAAAGAGGAAACAGUUGAAGGAAUCUCAAGCAAGAUUUGAAUUGGAGCACGAGACAAAGGCGUAGAGUGUAUUUUCCUCUCUUUACAAUUCAAACUUUAGAUACAUUUCAUUUUAGUAGGUGACCAAUGAUUUUUCCAGGGAAUAGACAAAGAAGAGGAAGGAGAAAACCUCAAGAAUCUCACAAAAUGAACGACGAAUUACCAUGAGUUUAGACAGAUUUGUGCCACAAGACAUCAAUUCACAAUGUUUAUGUUCUCGUUAGUGAGAAUUGUGAGACAAUCAUCUUGCAAUUGACCCACAUUCUGAAUGCACAAUUCUUCUCAAAAUUGAUUUUUCCCAUUCACGCGCGUAUUUCAUUUUCUUUCCAUAUUAAUCACUCUAUGACAAACCACAAAUCAACGUGACGCUUCCAAAUCUUUGACCCUAUUUUGCGAGAGAGAGAAACGAAUCCGUCCAUUUUAUCUAAAACUAUUUUAUAAGGGCUAUUCUAUUUUAUACAAUAGAUUAUAUUGAGAAAUAUAGUUGUAAAUAUGUAUAAGGAUAAGAACAGACCACUGACAUAUAGCGUAAAAAAACAAAUUAAUUGUAACUAUUCCCAAAUGUUUUGGGUCUAAGAAGCUGCCUUGUGUAAGAUUGUAAGACAAAGCAUGAAAAAUUUUAUAUAAAGACAAUUUUGUAAGUAAA